AAGGCGCGCUGGUGUGGGGCCGCCCCUUCUCUCGGGGCUGGCUCGGGAGUAGCGCAGUCGCCAAAGCCGCCGCUGCCAAAGCCGCAGCCACUAGCCGGGUAUGGCCAUGGCGUCCCCGGCCAUUGGGCAGCGCCCGUACCCGCUACUCUUGGACCCCGAGCCGCCGCACUAUCUACAGAGCCUGAGCGGUCCCGAGCCGCCGCCGCCGCCCCCCGACCGGUCCUCGCGCCGCUGUGUCCCGGCGCCCCUCUCCACUGCGCCCGGGGCGCACGAGGGGCGCAGCGCCCGGAGGGCUGCCCGGGGGAACCUGGAGCCCCCACCCCGGGCCUCCCGACCCGCUCGCCCGCUCCGGCCUGGUCUGCAGCAGAGACUGCGGCGGCGGCCUGGAGCGCCCCGACCCCGCGACGUGCGGAGCAUCUUCGAGCAGCCGCAGGAUCCCCGAGUCCCAGCGGAGCGAGGCGAGGGGCACUGCUUCGCGGAAUUGGUGCUGCCGGGCGGCCCCGGCUGGUGUGACCUGUGUGGACGAGAGGUGCUGCGGCAGGCGCUGCGCUGCGCUAACUGUAAAUUCACCUGUCACCCAGAAUGCCGCAGCCUGAUCCGGUUGGACUGCAGUCAGCAGGAGGGUUCAUCCCGGGACAGACCCUCUCCAGAAAGCACCCUCACCCUGACCUUCAGCCAGAGGAAGUGGCUUCAGAACUGCUUUGCGCGAGGGGCAGGAAAGGCGCGGGAGGCGGGGGAGGUGCGGAGAUGGCGCUCUGCACCGCGGCGGAGGGAGGGCGCUGGCGCCGGGGACACGAAACCGCAGAGCCCGGACGAGUCAGGGAGUGAGGCACGAGUCGGGCGCCCGGGGCUCUGCAGGCACAGGCGGCGCGGGGACUGGAGCAGGUUACCCGGCCGCCCGAGCGCUCGCACCCCGCUGAAAGAAACACAGGCGGCCCGCCGGCUCUGCCUGGCCCGCUACCCGACCGGCUCCGGGCUCAGGGCUAGGGGCUCACGCCAAGCGGAGCCCGGUGAGCGGUGCCCACCUCCCUCCGCCGCAUCCCGAGGCCGGCCCCCUCUGAUGCACUGGCGGCCGCGUCUGGGGACUCUGGGCUAG
This is a messenger RNA of Piliocolobus tephrosceles (Ugandan red Colobus), 1096 nucleotides long. RefSeq names its product ras association domain-containing protein 5-like. The coding region runs from base 101 to 1096 and encodes 331 amino acids. The transcript is spliced from 3 exons. The record is from RefSeq and is a predicted model, not a curated record. Lineage: Eukaryota; Metazoa; Chordata; Mammalia; Primates; Cercopithecidae.